CUAUCAAAUAAUCAUUCUACCUCUCUUCAUUUUUUUUGCUCUCUCUCUCUCUCUACCCCAAUCUCCGGCGCUAAGGACGUAACGGGAUGUUCUUGGCACCAUAACGCCGUUAAGUCUAAACCCGUUUCAACCAGAAACGGAGAAAAAAACAAAAAAGGAAAAAGGAAUAUUCCGUUUGAAUGGCUCUGGAACAGUUAGGAUUAGGAGUGAGCGCCGUUGACGGCGGGGGUGGAGAGAACAGUAGUGCGCCGUCUAAUGACGGUGGAGAUGACGGCGUUAAAACGGCGAGGCUUCCUCGUUGGACGAGGCAAGAGAUCUUGGUGCUUAUUCAGGGGAAGAGAGUGGCCGAGAACAGAGUCCGGCGAGGUAGAGCGGCGGGUAUGGCUCUCGGGUCGGGUCAAAUGGAGCCUAAAUGGGCUUCUGUUUCUUCUUACUGCAGGCGCCAUGGCGUGAACCGUGGGCCGGUUCAGUGCCGGAAAAGAUGGAGCAACCUCGCCGGAGAUUAUAAGAAGAUUAAAGAAUGGGAGUCUCAGGUUAAGGAAGAGACAGAGUCUUAUUGGGUUAUGAGGAACGAUGUUCGUAGAGAGAAGAAGCUUCCUGGUUUUUUCGAUAAGGAGGUUUAUGAUAUUGUUGAUGGCGCUGUGAUUCCUCCGGCGGUUCCGACUCUUGCUCUUGGAUUGGCUCCGGCGUCGGAGGAGGGCUUGUUGCCUGAUUUAGAUCGGCCAAAUGAGUUGAAUUCGACUCCGGUACCCAUAUCAGUUUCUGAUGUUGUAGACAAGGAGAAGCAAGAAGCUUGUAAAGCAGAUCAAGGUAGAUUGAAAGAGAAACAUCCAGAAGGAGCAAAUGUGGAAGGUGGAUCGACAUCACAAGAAGAGAGAAAGCGUAAACGAACAUCUACUAAUGAAAAAGAAGAGGAAGAAGAUGGAGAAGGGGAAACAAAGAAGAUGCAGAAUCAACUGAUAGAGAUACUAGAAAGAAACGGGCAGUUGUUGGCGGCACAGCUUGAGGUUCAGAAUUUAAACUUGAAACUAGACAGAGAGCAAAGAAAAGAUCACGGUGAUAGCUUAGUCGCUGUUCUCAACAAGCUCGCAGAUGCUGUAACGAAAAUCGCAGAUAAGUUGUAGAUAUUAGUAUAGUUAGUUGUAUAUCGAUCGCUUCUACAUUACUUCUUUUAUUUUUGUUUUUUCCAUUUACAACCAUUGGUGAUUGAAUAUUGAUGCCAACACGAGAGGCUCUUAUACACAUCUUGUAUAAACAUUGAGAUUUAUACGGUUUUAGGACAUCAGUUGUAUUUGUUUUACCCUUUAUAGACUGAUUUGGACA
Messenger RNA from Capsella rubella, 1323 nucleotides. RefSeq names its product trihelix transcription factor ASR3. NCBI's taxonomy places the organism in Eukaryota, Viridiplantae, Streptophyta, Magnoliopsida, Brassicales, Brassicaceae. The record is from RefSeq and is a predicted model, not a curated record. The transcript has 3 exons. The coding region runs from base 180 to 1124 and encodes 314 amino acids.